GGGGGCGGCGAAAGCAGAGCUGUGAUGCAGGCAGUGAAUCACAUACGGAUCUGUUUACAAACCGAGAGCUGCAGAUGAGAAGUGGAGAAGAGAGACGAGGGAGGACAGUGAACGUGAGAGGAGCCUGGAUCAGAAUUAAGAUUAGUGCCGUGGUCUUCCUGUGUUACCAACCCUGCGCCGCGGGUUGUGCGUAUGGAGCAGGGAGGCAGAUGGAGGCGCUGCCAUCGACUUUCCACGGGAGAACCUGCCCGGAUAACAGGAACAUCCAUCUGUGUCGUUUUCCUUUGUCUCUCCACAGCAGGAAUUUGAAGCCAUUGAUAAAAGGAGAGACACAAGGAUAUAACAGAGACUUGGGAUUGCUUCAGUGACUGCACGUAGGUUUCUUUGUCAUCCACUGAACCUGACAGUCGGUGGGAGUGUUUAGUGGAUGUCUCCUUUGUGUUUUAGACUUAAGAAAACCUGCUUUUAGGUACCAAUCCCCCAGAACUUGUUGAGAAACCCAAAACUUUUCCCAGCUGAAAAGUUCACAUGUGAAUUGGAUGCAUCCGGUUCUCUGGUGUUACGGACUUCGUCCCUGACUGCAAGAUGACAAGCGAAAGUUUCUUUAACCUGCCGCUUAAUAUUUACAUCAUCAUCCUGAGCAUCGGCCUCUUCAUCUUCAUGCUCAGCCUCAUCUUCUGCUGCUACUUGUUCAGACUAAGAAGACAAGGUACAAGAGAUCAUUAUGGCUACAAUGAGGUGGUACUGAAAGGAGCGGGAAAGAAACUGAGUCUUCUUGGUCAAAUGUGUGCAGUAUGCUUGGAAGAGUUUCGCACGAGGGAUGAGCUUGGAGUGUGUCCGUGUUCCCACGCUUUUCAUAAGAAAUGUCUGCUGAAAUGGUUAGAAAUUCGGAGUGUGUGUCCGAUGUGUAACAAGUCAGUUUGUCGAAUCCAGCAUGAGCCCCAACAAACACCCGAGCAGCCGCAGAGUCUCUCAGAAGUCUGAUAAAGGAGUCCUACUCAGCAAUGCAGAGCACUCUCCGUUCUGCUGAACUCUCACACAGUUUCAAUUUUUUUUUCUUUUUAAAAAUGGAAAUAUUAUUUUGAGGCAGAGUUACUCUUGCAGAAAUUUUAAAAUAAACAUUGUUGUCAUCAGAAGAACAUUUUUGGAUAAAUGUAUGAAGGGGACACCUACACACGAAUGCUAAUGCUAAUGCUAAGUGCCAUAAAGACAUGUAAGCAUGUACUAAUAAGUUUUUAGCAUUAUAUGUCAACCUGUUCAGAGAGAAGUGAAGUGACCUAUCCAAGACGUAGACAAUGUAUUCAGGGUUAGCAAAAAAAAAAGUGACAUACAGCGGACCCCUGUUUGAUUUUUCUGUAGAACUUUGCCUCCAAAUUAUUUGCGUAAAAUCUACUCAUUAAUUGGGAAGCUAGACGCAAUGCUACAUGACACACUAUUGGCUGGUGUUUGAGAAACAGCCAAUCCAGGAGCUCCAUACAUUUUCCUUAGCGCUGAUUGGCUGACCCAUAAGGAUAACAGAGGCGCUAGCUCCUGUGGUAAUGCUACAAUGGCAAUGGUGCAGGAUCCAUUUUCAAGCAGUUUCCACUCUUCAAAUGCUUAAUAGGUGACUUCCUCUGACUUUAAAACAAUUUGGAUCCGUUAGAAAGUGUGCUAUCAAGUUGUGAAUGUUCCCAGAUGACGUUUUGUAGUGAAAUCGAUCAUUUUUGCCUCCAGUUCUGCCUCAGAGAAAUGUUUUCAUGUCAAAUGCUCCCCAUAGACUUCGCACCUUGUGAAAGUGGUGUCUUUUUUCUCUUUUUUUAUUAUCAAGACUUUAAUCAAAUGAAGACUGUUCUUUGGGGAUUAAAGGGGGGAUUAAGCCCACUAUACACCAACACAGAAAGAAUCAAAAAUCUGUUUUGGUCCACGUUCUCUCAAAACUGAAAUGAAGGUUUCCACUCGUUCUCUUAAAUAAGAAGAAAAAACACAUUGGGUUAUUUUUUUAAAUUUACAAAACAUGGUAAUUACAAACCAACCAGCUAAUUAUAUAAAAAAUAACAAAGAAUAUGAGCUCCCUUAAGUAAGCUACGCUGGGAAAAAAGUUUCUCAAAAUGAAUAAAUUAAUAUCACGUUCAUGAUGGGCUUAAGCUUGUCUCCAUGUGACUUUUUAAAGUGGUAGUUAAAUUGUUUUGUAUUAUCUAUAAAGCCUGGAUUUGUUAGUGAUGAGAAGCAGUUUUAAUGUAUUUCUCGAAUCUUGGAUUUGUGAUACCUCAAAAAAAGGAGUACAAAACCAAUUUAUUCUCAACAAAAAAAAAACCAAUUGCUAUUGCUGAACAAAAACAUUGUUUUCAACCAUUAACAGGUAAACAGAUUCUUUAAGUUGCUGUCGUGUUGGUGGGAUGCAUACCUUAAACCUAAUUUUCAGCAUAUUCAAUAUGGUAUAGUACUCUGUAAAUACAAAGGUGACUUUUGUAAGAAAAAAAAACUACAAAAAACAACCAAAUCCAGUAUAACCGUUCUUUUAAAUGUUAUUUUAAAAUCUGUGUUGAUUUUUCUCUGUGAAUAAUUUUACCUAAUUAAAAUGUUAU
Poeciliopsis prolifica (blackstripe livebearer) is the source of this 2564-nucleotide messenger RNA. RefSeq names its product RING finger protein 122-like. The record is from RefSeq and is a predicted model, not a curated record. Lineage: Eukaryota; Metazoa; Chordata; Actinopteri; Cyprinodontiformes; Poeciliidae. The coding region runs from base 586 to 984 and encodes 132 amino acids. Gene Ontology annotation, cellular component: endomembrane system. The transcript has 6 exons. Gene Ontology annotation, molecular function: zinc ion binding; ubiquitin protein ligase activity.